Rosa chinensis is the source of this 1151-nucleotide messenger RNA. RefSeq names its product chalcone--flavonone isomerase 2. NCBI's taxonomy places the organism in Eukaryota, Viridiplantae, Streptophyta, Magnoliopsida, Rosales, Rosaceae. Gene Ontology annotation, biological process: flavonoid biosynthetic process. Bases 133 to 798 code for a protein of 221 amino acids. Gene Ontology annotation, molecular function: chalcone isomerase activity. The record is from RefSeq and is a predicted model, not a curated record. The transcript has 4 exons.
UACCAGACCCUCACCGGUCCACUCUCCCUCUCUCAAUCUCUAUAUAACCAAACCUUUACAGCUUCCUACACCAAACUCUUCUCCAUCCCAAAACAAUAACAUCAACACCAACACCAACACAAACACAAUCAAAUGGCUCAAUCAGUUACCGGAAUUCAGGUCGAAGCGACCACGUUUCCUCCCGCCGUCAAGCCUCCGGGCUCCGCCAACACUCUGUUCCUCGCCGGCGCAGGGGCGAGGGGGCUGGAGAUACAGGGGAAUUUCGUUAAGUUCACGGCGAUUGGAGUCUACUUGGAGGAUAAGGCCGUGCCGGCGCUCGCCGUUAAGUGGAAGGGUAAGACGGCCGAGGAGUUGACGGAGUCCGUUGAAUUCUUCAGGGAGAUCGUUACAGGUCCAUUUGAGAAAUUCACACAGGUGACGAUGAUACUGCCAUUGACUGGCCAGCAAUACUCGGAGAAGGUUUCAGAGAAUUGUGUUGCCAUUUGGAAAAAAUUUGGAAUUUAUACUGAUGCAGAAGCCAAAGCCAUUGAAAAGUUUGUGGAGGUCUUCAAAGAUCAGACCUUCCCACCUGGUGCUUCUAUUCUCUUCACACAAUCACCAAAUGGAUCAUUGACGAUUGGCUUCUCCAAAGAUGGUUCCAUACCAGCAGUUGGAAAUGCGGUGAUUGAAAACAAGCUACUUUCAGAGUCAGUUCUCGAGUCAAUCAUUGGAAAGCAAGGAGUUUCUCCUGAAGCAAGGAAAUGUGUGGCUACAAGGCUAUCAGAAUUGUUGAAAGAGAGUGAUGAUUGCGUGGCCUGAAAUGGGGAAGUAAAGGAAGCAGAAGUUAAGGCAUGAAAUUGAGAAAGGAGAAGAAAACAAAAAACUUAUACUGUAUUUGAAGGCCUGCUUUAGUCUGAGAAAGGAGAAGAAAAAAAAAAUGAAAUAAUCUUAUUCUGUAUUUAAAGGCCUGCUUUAGUCUCUGAUCUAUUGCCAUAUAUCUUUUCUGCAUUAUCCAUAUGAGGAAUAAUCAAGCAUGUUCUGUUUGUCCUGUUCUACAAUGAUCUUAUUCUGUAUUUGAAGGCCUGCUUUAGUUUGUGUUCUAUUCCCAAUUGACCGAUGAAAAUUAAGGGUGAUCUGGUUGGAGAUAUCAAAGGUGGUUGAAUUUUCUUCUA